This is a messenger RNA of Episyrphus balteatus (marmalade hoverfly), 1285 nucleotides long. It is a transcript of the gene Nup44A, whose product is annotated as nucleoporin seh1. Gene Ontology annotation, molecular function: structural molecule activity; protein binding. NCBI's taxonomy places the organism in Eukaryota, Metazoa, Arthropoda, Insecta, Diptera, Syrphidae. The record is from RefSeq and is a predicted model, not a curated record. The coding region runs from base 154 to 1233 and encodes 359 amino acids. Gene Ontology annotation, biological process: positive regulation of TORC1 signaling; cellular response to amino acid starvation. The transcript is spliced from 5 exons. Gene Ontology annotation, cellular component: Seh1-associated complex; nuclear pore outer ring.
UCUCAUCUUUAUGUGGAAUAUCUUUGGUCUGUCAUUCGUCGCAUAUUCAAGACAAGACAAAACUUUCGAAUCAACGUUGUUAUUGAAUUUUCGCGCGAAAGAAUCCCAAAAUAACAAUUUUUUAUUAAAAUUAUUAUUUAACUAUCUAAAGAAAUGUUUGAAGUCGAACAAAUUCGAAUCGAUCAUAAAGAUGUUAUACAUGAUAUCGCCUACGAUUAUUAUGGAAUCCGCAUGGCAACAUGUUCCAGUGAUCAAACUGUUAAGGUCUGGGAUCAAGAUAACCAAGGAAAGUGGACAGUAACAGCUAGCUGGAAAGCUCAUUCUGGAUCAAUUUGGCGCAUCUCUUGGGCUCAUCCAGAGUUUGGACAAGUUUUGGCGACAUGUUCAUUCGAUCGAACAGCUUCAGUAUGGGAAGAAGUUGUUGGUGAUAAAGUAACGGCAACUAUGACACCGGUAAAACGUUGGGUGCGGCGCACUACACUCGUCGAUUCAAGGACAAGUGUGACUGAUGUUAAAUUCGCACCAAAAAUUCUUGGUCUUCUGUUGGCAACUGCAUCGGCAGACGGGAUAAUUCGUAUUUAUGAAGCACCAGACAUUAUGAAUUUAUCACAGUGGCCGGUACAACACGAAAUAUCCUGCAAAUUGCCACUAAGUUGUUUAUCAUGGAAUAAGUCGAUGUAUAUGCUGCCUUCUCAGUUAAUUGCUGCGGGUAGUGAUGACGUCAGUUCCUCCGCUGGCAAAGUCUUCAUAUUUGAGUACAGUGAGAACGCUAGAAAAUGUGCAAAAAUUGAAACGAUUAGUACAAUAACAGAUCCAGUACACGACAUGGUUUUUGCGCCAAAUGUUGGACGAAGUUAUCAUGUCUUGGCUGUCGCAAGCAAAUAUUUAUAUAUUUUAAAUUUAAAAUCUAUAUCAGACCCAACAGGAUCGAGCCGCUUAGACAUACAGACUGUUGCACAGUUUAGUGACCACAAUUGUCCGGUUUGGAGGGUCUGUUGGAACAUCACUGGAACCAUGUUAGCAUCGUCUGGUGAUGAUGGUUGCGUUCGCAUUUGGAGAAUGAAUUAUGCAAGAAACUGGAAGUGUGCUGCAGUACUUAAGGCUGAGGGUUGUACACCAUCGAUUGAUACAUUCCUUCAAACAGCUGUAACAUCGAAUACAACAAAUCCUGCAACAACUAAAUAUUAUAAACGAGGAAUCAUUAGCAAUCCAAACCAAGUUCCAUGGCAUUGAUGACAUCCUUUCCUGUUCCUAUUGUUUUUCUUUUAAUAAAAAGGCCUAAAAG